Messenger RNA from Harpegnathos saltator (Jerdon's jumping ant), 2980 nucleotides. Its product is annotated as retinal homeobox protein Rx3. Gene Ontology annotation, biological process: regulation of transcription by RNA polymerase II. The record is from RefSeq and is a predicted model, not a curated record. The transcript is spliced from 4 exons. The coding region runs from base 264 to 1076 and encodes 270 amino acids. Gene Ontology annotation, molecular function: DNA-binding transcription factor activity, RNA polymerase II-specific; RNA polymerase II transcription regulatory region sequence-specific DNA binding. NCBI's taxonomy places the organism in Eukaryota, Metazoa, Arthropoda, Insecta, Hymenoptera, Formicidae.
UCCUCCCCCCUCACCCUCCUCGUUCACCCUUCGCCGCUCUCUCACCCUUCGUCGGAACGAGGCGACAACUCGCGGCAGUGCUCUCGCCAUGUUCGCGCCGAGCGAGCAACCCGUCCUGCGACAGUGAGGAUCUCCGCUGGAGUCGCCAGUGGAGUCGCCGAGGAGAGUCGCGCGUCGUCCUCUUCGUCCUUUACGCACAACCCCGCGCACGAGACCGGUCAAGGUAGCGCCGCGGGACUUGCCGCCGUGGCCGCGUUCUCCCCAUGGCGGGCCCGUACUUGUCGCCUCUCGGACCCCAGGCCGAUCUGCUCACCGAGUACAUGUUCGGUCGUCGUCGUCAGGUCAGUAGACGCAAUCGGACCACAUUCACGCCGCAGCAGCUUCAGGAACUGGAGUCCCUCUUUCAGAAGACGCAUUAUCCCGAUGUUUUCCUCAGAGAGGAAGUCGCGCUUCGGAUAUCGCUCUCGGAAGCACGUGUACAGGUAUGGUUUCAAAACAGACGGGCAAAGUGGAGAAAGCAAGCUCGGUUACAAUUGCUGCAGGACGCGUGGAGAAUGCGAUGCUUGGGUUUAGGGAGCGCCACUCCGCUGCUGCUCGGCCGACCGCCCCCCGUGAGUCCUGGCGGCCUCGAGAGGACCGCCGACGCCGCCUCGACCUCACCGUCGUCCUCGUCGGGAGCGAACCUCGCGAGCUCGCCGACAGCGAACGACAAACUAGCCGAGGCCGGCGGUCCUGUGCCGCCCGCGGUCUGCAGGGACUUCAGGAUCUUGCCGCCGCCACCGGGAUACUCGGUAUCUUGCGACAAAUCACCCGACAGGAUGAAAUGUCGAUGCGCCACGCCGCCGCGGAUCUGCGCGAGUCCUGUGGAUCGGAGUGACAUCCUGGCGACGAGGGAGCGGCCGCAAGAGGCUGAAAUGGACCUCACCCUGAAGGGACACCAUCACGCGACCACCAGGCAUCCGCCGGUCACGACGCUCUUUCAUCAUCUGUCGAGUAAUCCUCAGCAACAACAGGAUGUCACAGCGAGCAUGGACGAGCCGCUGGACGUCACUCUGAACAGCGGCAAGAACAACUGAGCCACCAGCUGUGAGGUGAAUUCACUCUGAACGAUGGAGACGGUGCACGACGUCGGUCGGUCUUUUUUUACCUUGAGAUGCGUUUCCUUCGAGUUAUCUUCUUCAUCCGAUUUAAAGCCAAAAUUUCGAAUCGUCCUUACGGACGAAUUUCCGUAUGGAUCAAAAAUGAAUUCUUUUUAUAGGUUUAUAGGAACUUGAUUUUAUAUAGAAAUUUAUGCAUCUAAGGUUUUACAAUCGCCGAGAAUUCUAAUUACGGCCACGUCGUCGGACAUUACAACGUGGAUAUCGCGAUACUUUAUAUAGUUAUAUAUUUUAUCUCGUUACACUUAUUGUAUAUUGAGCGAGAAUGCAAUUUAGCGGUGCAUUUAAGGUAUCGGGAAUAUCUAACGGGUACCGUCUUCUCACGCACGAUUGUAACAUCGGGUGGUGUGUGCGCGCGUGUAUGUGUGUGUGUGUGUGUGUGCGUGUGUAUGUGUGUGUGUGUAUGUGUUUAGUGAUUCCGCGUUGCAGAUUGUAAUGAUUCAGAAUGAAGUAUUUUUAAAGCAAUAUUUUAUAACGACAGACACACACGUACACAAACACAUUGAUUAGACACUAAAUAUCUUCCACAAUAAGCGAUCUGAAAGUACUCAUAAUUUACAUACAGAAUAGAUAUAUCGACGAGUGAUCGGUCAUCAUCAAACAAUUAUUAUGAGAAACAAUUUAUUAUUACUGAAUCUGAAUUAUUUGUUAUCCGUAACUUAUGAUUAUUCGCAGCAAUUUUAAUAUUCUCUUUCUAUAAAUGCUUUCGAAUCAUACACUCUCACACGCAAAAUUAGCAAAUUUACUUUUACAGAUUUAAAUUUCAAGCGUAAUCAAUAUCUUUAUUCGGUGAGAAUAUCAAAGUCCGACGGUACUUUUUAGCCGGUCAUUUCUUGAUGCAUCUGUCGUACGAAAAUCUCUCAUCCCACGUUUGGAGAAUAAAAUUAAGGGAGAGAUCUUCUCGCGAAAGAUAUUUAUAUCCUCUAUACGUGAGUUGCGAAAACACCUGCGUGCGUUUGUUAAACGACGACCUUAAUGUAAAAGAAAGCAACAAAUGUUAAUCUUCGUUUGAUUAUUAAGUUAACUGUUAAGUUUAAUUUUAUUUUGAAUUCUCAUAUUAAAAUAUACCGUUUUGCAAGUAACGUGUACCCUUAUUAUUAAAUAAUGAGAAGUACACAGCUCUUUCAGCUCUUCAGGCAAAGAAUGUAAUGUUACGAAAUACGUAGUUACAAAACAUUGUUCAGUUCUAUUCGUCAAGUACAUAUAUCAUCUUCGUAGAGAAAUUACCAUUUAUUAUUAACACUCUGUAGAGAAAAUUGAAUAAUAUUUCGUAUAUAAUAAGAGGAAAGAACUGAAAGAGGAUUCAGUGACAAAAGUGCAAAUGAUUUUUGUUGUGCAGUGAAGUCGUGUCAUAGUGAGAAUUUUCAGAACUGAGAUCAUAACAUUGGUUAAGAUCGAACUUCGCCAACUUGUGAGUCGUCCUUAUUUAUUCUCUCGGUGUAUGAUUUUCAUGUGUAAAAAUUUUUGGAGAAGGUAGACGAGCGUUACGAGAGAGAGAACGCGUUUCUGUACAAUAAAUAAUGUAGCAGUUUCGAUUGACACGUUUCGCGACGAUCGACGACGAUUAAUCGAGGAAAUAACCUUCGUUACGUGUCAAGACGUUUGGAUUUUUGAAAAAUCUACGAUGUAAGAUAUCCGCUACGCUAAUUUGUACGUAUGACUAUAAAUAUUAUUUAAAAUGCAUUUGUGCAUCUACCAUUUCGCACCUGCGUAUGCGACAUGACGACUGAGAAUAAAGAGUACUCUAAAAAAAGAGACUCUUUCAUCAGUUGUUAUGCUAGAGUUUUUGAUAAGAAACCUCGAAGUGUUAAUGCUCUGUAAAU